AUGGACCUUCGGACCUCCAGCCUCCAGCAUAGAUUUAAAUUAAACAGUUUAACUAGCGUAGAUAGAAGUGUAAAGACCCGUCCCAUUAUCCUGCGCGGGCGCAGUCGGCGCACACUGCACUCCCGCGCUCAUCGUUCUACCCAGCGGUGGGAUCAUAAUUUUUAUUCAAAGGACAAAAAAUCCGCCAAAAUGACGGUGAAGAAGCGGGUAUCAGAUUUAACGAGCUUAGAGCGGUUUAACAUGUACUAUCGAGAGAAGGAACCGCCAAUGACUUCUGGGCAGAAGAUGAAGAGGUUCGUAUGGAACCCAAAGACCAGGCAGUUCUGUGGUAGGACAGGAGCAAGCUGGUCCAAAAUUUGCCUUUUUUACUUCAUCUUCUACUCUGCGCUAGCCAUCCUCGUAGCUAUUUGUAUGUGGACGUUUCUCCAACUUCUGGACGCGAGACAACCCAAGUGGCAGCUGGACAGCUCAAUAAUCGGUACCAAUCCUGGACUUGGUUUCCGACCAACGCCUCCAGAAGUCGCUAGCAGCGUGAUCUGGUACAAGGGUAAUGAUCCUAGCAGUUACCAAUAUUGGGUGAAGGAGCUGUCAAAUUUCCUAAAAAAAUACAAACGAGACGCGAACAAAUCUGGUGCUGGUCAGAACAUACACAAUUGCGAUUUUAAAUUGCCACCUCCAGCGGGAAAAGUUUGCGAUGUCGACGUUAACGCCUGGAGUCCAUGCGUCGAAGAAAAUGGUUUCGCAUACCAUAAAUCAACACCAUGUAUAUUUCUGAAGCUCAAUAAAAUAUACGGUUGGAAACCAGAGUUUUAUAACAGCUCUGAUCAUCUCCCAGCAGCGAUGCCAGAUGAUUUGAAGGAGCAUAUCAGGAAUAUGACUGCAUAUGACAAAAACUAUCUAAACAUGGUCUGGGUAUCUUGCCAAGGCGAGAAUCCGGCGGACAGAGAGAACAUUGGACCAAUCCAGUACUUGCCCUACCGGGGAUUCCCGGGAUACUACUUCCCGUACACAAAUCAAGAAGGCUAUCUCAGUCCACUAGUCGCAGUACACUUGCAAAGACCUAAGACGGGAAUGCUCAUUAACGUCGAGUGUCGUGCGUGGGCGCAUAACAUCAAGUAUGAUCGGUUCGAAGGCAUAGGCUCCGUACACAUUGAAAUUAUGGUAGAA
Molecule: messenger RNA, 1167 nt
Organism: Brenthis ino (lesser marbled fritillary)
Lineage: Eukaryota; Metazoa; Arthropoda; Insecta; Lepidoptera; Nymphalidae
Source: the annotation of a GenBank genome assembly